CUUUUUCUUUUCUACUUUACUCCUUGUUUUUUCUUUUAUACUUUACUUCUUGUUUUUUUUUUUUUUUUCCAUUUGUGUUGAUUAAAAGAUAAUCAGCUGUGCAUCUUGUGUGUUCUGUGGCUUCUCUGUAUUUGUGUUCGUGUUUGUGUUUGUUUUAGAUGUAUGAAGAAAGACAAAGAAAAAUAAUUGCAAUUUGGCCUGCAAAUGCACGUCCUAUUUUGUCUGUUUGAUUCCCGGGAAGGACAAGGAAAAACAUAGAAAAAUUCUUACUCACUUGAGAAAUUUUGAUAUAAUAGGAGGGAAAGUCCGUCUUAUUAAUCUGCUUUUUUAUGUUUAUUUAUUCUCUGUUAAUGUUUGACUAUUAGAUUAGAGUUUGCAAUUUCAACGAAUUGAACCAAAAUAAGAUUAACUUGCAAGUUCUCUUUAUGACAAUUUUAUUUGCAAUUACUAAUUAGGGUUUUUUUUUUUCUCUUAAUGGGUUUGGUGAGGUUGAGAAUUUUAAUUGUAGAAUGUCGUUUUGGCUAAAUCAUGCUUUUAUUUUGUUGGAAAAUCUAUUUUCUGUGUUUGGCAUUAGGCCCUAAAAUGACAUUUACCUGAUUCUUUUUGAAUAUGACCCUCUGGUUAAACCUUCUUCUUCAAUUACUGGGAAUUGCAGAACGGUCAUACUUUGAACUCUCUGUCUUUUUGUUCAUUUCAAAACCUAGUUCAAGUCUGUAAGAUGCUUUAUAAUAUUAAAGGGAGCUAUGUGUAAGUCUUGUAUGAGUAGAUUUGGCAACUAGAUAAACUGUUCAGUUCAACUGAACUUUAUCCUUGUUUUGACCGAUACUUAUGGAGUUCUGUAGUUAUUUGAUUGUUUCUCACUUGGUCAAAGUGGAGAACUUGAUUUUCCUUCCACCUAGCCGGAUAUAAUGAAAUUCUAUCAUCCAUGUUUGGUUAUAGCCCGUGUUCAUUUGGAAUUCACAGGCCUAAAAGUUCAGAAGAUCUUUCUUCUUUGUGCUUGGUAGAGCAUAAAAUGUUCUUUUUAUCUCCUCCAUGUUGCAGAUUAGUCCUGCUGCUUGACCCGUAUCAUCUUUGUUUCUGUAUUUGUGACUUCUAUGUUUUUUCUUCCCCCUUCAUCAGCUAAUUAAGAAUUCUUUGCACUUUCAAGGGGAUAGUGUUUUUCUUUGCGUGAGUCAGUUCAUGAUGAUAUUUAGAAUCAAUGGUGGAAAAUAAUGAUUGAUCCUUCAUUGGAUGCGAAAAUUACAGGCAUGAAGAAUGAGAGGCAGCAGGGAUCUCACUAUAUGGCAGGGAGUCAAAGGAGGCCUGUGACUAAAUCAAGUUUCACGAGCAGAUCUAUGGACUUCGAGCGAUAUUUUCCCCGGGAAUGGAAAUCAAUUGCAAGUGCAGCAACUGGCUCAGAAAGUUUUAGCGGUUGCUUUGACUGCAAUAUCUGCUUCGACUUUGCACAUGAGCCAGUGGUUACCCUUUGUGGCCACCUGUACUGCUGGCCUUGCAUAUACAAAUGGCUCCAUGUCCAGAGUGCCUCUAUUGCAUCUGAUGAGCACCCGCAAUGCCCAGUCUGCAAGGCUGAUAUAUCUCACACCACCAUGGUUCCCCUUUAUGGCCGUGGCCAAGCUCCAGCUGAAGCUGAGAUUGAAGGGAAGGCAUCCUGUCGAGGCACGGCCAUACCUCCUAGACCAUCAGCUUGUGGGGCUCAAGCUUUAAUAUCUAGUCCCCAGCAUACUGCUCAGCAACUCCCAUACCACAACCCUUAUCAAAAUCAUAAUUAUACUCCUGAUCCGUACAGCAGUUUUGAAGAGGCUUCCCAGUCGCCUUUACUUAAUCUUGGAGGUAGUGCGGUGACUGGUUUCCACCACCCAUUUGUUGGGAUGUUUGGGGAGAUGGUUUAUGCAAGGGUUUUUGGGAACUCCGACAGUCUAUAUGCCUACCGAAACUCGUAUCACCUAAUGGGAAGUAAUAGCCCCAGAUUGAGAAGGCAAGAAAUGCAGGCAGACAAGUCAUUGAACAGAAUCUCAAUUUUUCUUUUCUGCUGCUUUCUUCUAUGUCUCAUUGUGUUUUAAGAAUUGAUUAUAGGUCAGUAGCCAUUGUGCGUUUUGUAUACUUUGUAAAAAGAAUAACGGGAUGUAAUGUAAGCUUACGAAACAACGAUUAGAAUGAGAUAUAUAUAUAUAUAUAUAUAUAUAUAUAUAUAUAUAUAUUAGAUACUUAACACUAAAACCCUCCGCCUGCAUCAAAUGUUGAGUGUUGAUUGGGAUCGCUUGAGCUUGUUUAAGUUGAAUGUAAUUUCUGAACCCCACAACUGGACAGUUAUUGCCGUGUGUAAAGUAUGGGUUUAUGGCACGACUGGUCUGUGUAGCGUUUGUUGAAUUGGUAUUGACGGUGGCUCUUCGUAACUCUAAUCUACCUCCUUUUGAUGGGUUUUAAUUGGUGCCUCCACUUGUCCAUAUUCAACUUUACUGUAAGCUAUCUCUCUUCCUUAAUCUGUACUGUACCACAUUCGGUUCUCUCUUUCCCUCUCUAUGCGUAGCAACUGUUUUAAACAUGUCAAGUCAUGAGAAUAAAGACAGCAGUGACUUUCUGACAUUUACAGUAA
Messenger RNA from Ricinus communis (castor bean), 2593 nucleotides. Its product is annotated as E3 ubiquitin-protein ligase RMA1H1. Gene Ontology annotation, cellular component: endoplasmic reticulum. The record is from RefSeq and is a predicted model, not a curated record. The transcript is spliced from 2 exons. NCBI's taxonomy places the organism in Eukaryota, Viridiplantae, Streptophyta, Magnoliopsida, Malpighiales, Euphorbiaceae. Gene Ontology annotation, molecular function: metal ion binding; ubiquitin protein ligase activity; ubiquitin-like protein conjugating enzyme binding. Gene Ontology annotation, biological process: ubiquitin-dependent protein catabolic process. The coding region runs from base 1212 to 2060 and encodes 282 amino acids.